This is a messenger RNA of Drosophila guanche, 1822 nucleotides long. RefSeq names its product transcription factor SPT20 homolog. NCBI's taxonomy places the organism in Eukaryota, Metazoa, Arthropoda, Insecta, Diptera, Drosophilidae. Bases 26 to 1510 code for a protein of 494 amino acids. The transcript has a single exon. Gene Ontology annotation, cellular component: nucleus. Gene Ontology annotation, biological process: regulation of DNA-templated transcription. The record is from RefSeq and is a predicted model, not a curated record.
GUAACGAGUUUAAAGCCAACUGAAGAUGAAUUUGCUCAUGGAUAGCCUGCCGUCGCAUGCGAAUCCUGGCUCGCGUCGCUCCACGCCGCCACAGCACACGGAGCUGAGGAUCUCCACAUCCUCGCCACACCACAACCAGCAACAGCAGCAACUGCAUCUGCAGCAAAACCAUACACAGCAGCAACAGCAACAUCAACACCAGCUACAGCAGCCCUCCAAUCUGAACAACAACAACAAUGAGACACCCACAUCGCCGCCUGGUGGCAAGACCACACUCAAGCGCGCCUUUGACGUGGCCUUUCUGAUGAUGCCCGACGAACGCAUCAAGCAGAAGCAGGCCGAGAAACAAGCACGUCUCCAGGAGGCACUGCAGCAGCACCACCAACACCACCAACAGCUGCAGCUCCAGCAACAGCAGAUGAACCACUAUCCUACAGAUCUGUCACCGCGUGGAGCUUCCUCGCAGCCACCAUCGCCGGCGGCCAUGGAGUACAUCAGCCUGCUGGAGGCGCGUCAACGUUAUCCCCAGCUGAGCAUCCGCUCGCCGCGGGUGUACGAUGAUCCCACACUGGUCAUACCUCUGGUGGAUUCUCCAGAGGCCACGGGAACGGCAUCGCCACCGCCGCCAAUGCGCAGCGCCUUUACCAAGGUGGCCUCCUCGUCGUUGUCCACAUCCUCGUCGCCUUCGACCACAUCGCGCCUGGAGUCGCCCGUGGAUGUGGGUGCACCUCCGUUGAGCCCCGAUCAUCUGAGCUGCCACUCGAUGAGUCCGCCGCUGGUGACGCCACCACCGCGCACCAACAGCGGUGGCAGUGUGGGAAGUGUGGGUCCGCAUGUCGCCAAUCCCAUGCCACCCAAUCCCAUUGUGUACCACAACUUUCGGCCAGAAUACCAGUUCAAUGGAGCCUUCCAGGCGGUGAAUCCCAUGCAGGCGCUACAGGCACAGCAUCGACUGAAGCAGCAUCUUCUCUACACGCGUCCGCCGGGACCGGGAUGCCAUCCCAAUGGUGGAGGAGGAGGACCGGGUACGCCCUCGUCGCCACCGUCCGGUCCGCCAGCGGACUUUCUGCACGCCGCCUACCCGGGAUUCGGGCCGCCACCGCAUCCAUUUGCCGUGUCCCAGCCCCUGCAAAAUCCGGCAGCAGCUGCCAUUCUCUCCACGCUGAUCCCACCCACACUGGCCUCCACCUUCACCCUGACCGCACAGAACGUGUGCGCCAAGUGCAACAUUAGCUUCCGGAUGACCAGCGACCUGGUCUACCACAUGCGAUCCCACCACAAGAGCGAGGUGGCCUGCGAUCCCAAUCGACGCAAGCGCGAGGAGAAGCUGAGGUGCCCCGUCUGCCAGGAGACUUUCCGCGAGCGGCAUCAUCUCACCAGGCACAUGACGGCCCAUCAGGACAAGGCCAGUGACCAUCAGCCGCAGCUGGAGGAGUCCAGCGACAACGAGAUUAUCAAUGUGGUUGGAGGCACACCACCCGGACGACGGAUGGGCGGUGUGCCCAAAUGAUCGAAGCAUUUCUUCGGAUACUUUUAAGAACCCUGCCCCCAAUCCACCCAACAAGUCAUCGUUUUUGUGCCAGUAAUGCCCAUUCUCUAUUGUGAUAUUAAUUUUAGUUUUUCCCCCUGGACUUUCUGUUUUCUUUAGCGUUAAAUGUAGUGCAAUUUGUAUCUUAAUUAACCCCUCCCUCUAUGUCUAUUAAUGGUCAGUCUUUGCGGGAACCGAAAGGUUCUCUGGUUCAAAUCAUUGUAAAAUAUUAGAAAUAAGUUGCAGAUCUGCUAACCUUAGCAUUCAAUGUGUGGCUGAAUGUUUCAAUAAAAA